AUGGCAAAGAGCCCGGCCCCCUGCCCCCCCUUCAGAACCACCAACAUCCAUGCCAAGCCAAGCAAAAACAACAGAACCAACCCAAGCCGCGGUUCCCCCCGAGCCAACGCCACAGCAACACCACACAUCCUUCCAUACAUCGGUAGGGGCACAGUGAAGACCAAAAACCCCAAGCACAGACCACCCACCAGGAACCAGCCGGCAGACAAGGAAACUCCACCUCAGUAUAAGGCCGAGAAGCCCGAUGCAACCGCCGAGCCCAGCGAUGCCCGCCCUGCAGCACCCACACCCGGAGGAGUAGCCCGCAAGAAAACCCACAACGAAGCCAACAAAAGGCAGAAAGCCCACACAGCCAAAAUCAAAACCCACCAACAAGCCGAGACCAGUCCACCCCGAGAUCAACCCGGCCAGUCUGCCCAAACCAUGCAGACCCCUCCGACCCCCUUCCCCAGACAGAACCAGGACUGGCGUCAGAAGGCGGAACCCAGACUAGGAACCAGAAUCCCAACCAGAAUGACCCAGGUGAAAACGAUGCCCAUCCCCACUCACGGCCAACCACCCACUUCCACCCCAGAAGAAAACCUACACCAACAUUUGAAAGUGCCAGAACACUUAAGACAUUAG
This is a messenger RNA of Girardinichthys multiradiatus, 624 nucleotides long. RefSeq names its product extensin-like. The transcript has 2 exons. Lineage: Eukaryota; Metazoa; Chordata; Actinopteri; Cyprinodontiformes; Goodeidae. The record is from RefSeq and is a predicted model, not a curated record. The coding region runs from base 1 to 624 and encodes 207 amino acids.